Molecule: messenger RNA, 1399 nt
Organism: Microstroma glucosiphilum
Lineage: Eukaryota; Fungi; Basidiomycota; Exobasidiomycetes; Microstromatales; Microstromataceae
Exons: 2
Coding region: 125-1135 (336 amino acids)
Source: RefSeq, a predicted model, not a curated record
GUUAAAUUGUCAACGGUGGAGCAAAGAAGCAACGGCUUCUUGGCGUCAUUGUGCUCACAACGGUAUGUGAGAAGAUCCAUGCUCCGGAUGGUCCGAUGGGGAAAAAAGUAGACGUGCGAAUUGCAUGGCACUUUUGCUGCUAGUCAUCUUGCGGUCUGCAACUUGCUACGGCUGCUGCUGCUUGCCCUUUGUCGGCGGGCUCGGACUGCAACGGAUGCUGAGCCAACAUAUAAGGCGCAGUGUUUUCCUAAUCACGAGGGUACCGUGCUCCUCAGCCGUCUGCGACUCGCUCAAUCUCUACCUGACCAUGAGGCUUCACUACCUGUUUGCUCUCUUGCUCUGCCUCACCUACUGUUCGAAGACGCUGGCGUCCUCGAGCUCAGACUCGGAGCGUACCAUCUCCAACCCCAGCUCUCCAAUCCGCCGCCCUGUACCCAUGACUGCGCACGGCACUGGCCCCGGUCCCUUCUCUCAUGCCCUCAACCGCUUCGUCCGUCUUGAGGACCUCAAGCAUCGACCUGCCCGAUCGAAUCGCGCUAAUGCGGAUCCUUACUAUGCGAAAAAGGCUCUGAGGACGGACCUCAACUCGCUUUCGGCCCAGCUGCAGCGCUCCCGUGCCUAUCUGGCGAAGAAACCACCUGUACAGCAGUCGAUUCCUCUCGAUAAGGAAGCACGGCGCAAGGAGGCGGUGGACCUCUACCUCCGCAAGAAGAGGCUUCGAGAGAAGAAGAAGGCUUCCAAAGACGCUGCUGACACUGGCGGUGAUGCUCGGGCUGGUCACAAAGCUACUGUCCCUCAAAAAGCCGACUCUCCCCCUCUCUCUGCCUUUGAGGGACACCCGAUCCUAGGACCUCACCUAUACUACCGAAGGAAGGGCCACAAAGGGCAGCAAAAGGAUAGCGGUGACAGCGAUGGCGACUGGACUCCCACUCGCCAGGCAAAGCAGAAGUUCAAUGCCAAGGAGAAGAAGAAGCAGAAGAGCAAGACCAAGGAAGAGAGCGAGAGCAAGGGCGAGGCCAUUGGAGAGGGCAAGGGUGGUGACAGAAAGGCUACGUAUAAGGAGAAGGGCAAAGGGAAGGCGAUUGACACGCCUGAAGCACGCCCUAAGAUGCGAAAGCUCAUCAAUCUAGGAUGAGGUGCCAGGUCUGUCGUCUACUUGACUUCUUCUACUUAUCGAUCCCACCUCACCAGACCGAAAAUGAAAGUGAAGUCAUUUUUUACGAGAAAGCUCGCCUCAGCCAGCCAGGGGUAUCAUCAUCCUCUCCGUCUCCGCAUACAUGACAUCCAGUCCCGUCAAUCGCUCCAAGUAGCCCUCUUCAGCGCCCAGAGCUUUUCGAAGCAUCUCCCAGCCUUCAGUGCGGUAGGCCUGCACGACGGCGGAGGAGCAGGCGGUGCAGCG